UGAGCCAGUGUUUGCAUACGGGUCGUGGCUACACAUUAGGAAAACUUAGCUACUGCGGUUGAAUCAAGAAACGUUAAAUAACAAGAUGAGCGGCCUCAUUAAAUGCGCCAUUAUCCGUUGUUUACAAACUUCGGACAGCGUGAAGUAAAAAGGCAUUGACUUAUCAAGUCGGGACCCUUUUUCUCUUGAGCAGAGAAAAGAGCAGGUGGAAAUUUUUCGAAAAUCUAAGAACAUAUAAGUAUGCCGAAACGACAUAUUUGUAGGCAAUUUACAGCGAAGGGAUAAUCUCAAAUUAUCCAUCGAUGUUGCAGGCAGGAUUCAGAAAACAUCAAUAAAACUUGGCAAAGUAAGCUAAAAAACAAUCGACGAUCAACAUUUCAACGGAAAUACUUUAUUACACUGAAUCGACUGACAAGGACAGAGACGUUGGGGAACUGUCUAGUGGAAACGGCCGGUGAAGUUAUGGUGAAGAUUUGACAAGAUAAGCCGGACUUUACAACUGAGAACAUAUGCAGCGCAUUGCAAUGGGUGAUAGCGGUAGAUUGGCGCAGUUCCCCGUCUUCGACAACGAUUCAUUUGGCGAUAGGUAUACUUUUACCACAAGUGGCUUUUACCCCAAUGCCACCAAUGAGACAGGAAACACAACCGAACCAGAAGAACAAUCGGCAGUUGUUCUAAUUUUCAAAGGAAUCGCAAUGGCGAUGAUCAUGCUGGCAGCUGUGUGCGGUAAUAUACUUGUAAUUGUGAGCGUGAUCCGAUUUCGAAGAUUACGAGUGAUAACGAACUGUUUCAUAGUUUCCUUAGCAUUUGCGGACUUGUUGGUAGCUAUCCUUGUUAUGCCUUUCAAUGCCAUACAGGAGCUAGCAGGAAAGUGGAUAUUUAAAGACAGACUUGUAUGUGAUAUAUUUAAUGCAAACGAUGUGCUUUUCUCGACCGCUUCCAUAUUACAUUUGUGUUGUAUAAGCAUGGAUCGUUUCAUAGCCAUUAUGCAUCCUCUUCAUUAUGAAUCUAGUAUGACCAAAACACGAGUUGCAAUAAUGUUGACGUUAACUUGGGGUGCGUCAGCGACCAUAUCCUACAUCCCAAUCCACUCUCAGUGGUACACCACGCCCGAAAACUACAAAGAAAUGCUGCGGCAUCCAGAGACUUGUGCAUUUAUUGUGACCAAAGUGUAUGCUGUGAUAUCUUCGUGUGUGUCGUUCUGGAUACCAUGCUCCAUCAUGGUGUUCACCUACCUGAAGGUGUACCGCGAGGCGCGGAGACAGGAGAAGCAGAUCCACGCCCAAACCACCCACUACGCCCGGGGCUCCAUCAGCACCGACGGCAGUAACAGCAGCGGUGGGCAGGUCAACGGAACGGCUUCAGAAGCCUGGAACAGUUCCUUUGCCCGGCAUGGCGAGAGUGAUUCGGGAAGGGACAGGCGGAGAAUGAAGCGCGAACACAAAGCGGCAAAGACACUAGGAAUAGUAAUGGGGGCGUUUGUCCUAUGUUAUCUGCCAUUUUUCUCUUGGUAUGUUAUAAGCACAAUGUGUGACUGUGACACCCCACCUCUGGUGGUGGCGACUUUGUUCUGGAUCGGAUACUUUAAUAGCUGCUUAAACCCAAUCAUUUAUGCUUACUUCAACAGAGAAUUUAGAAACUCUUUCAAAAAACUCUUAGGUUUGGACACGCGAUGUGGCAAAAGGCGUCACGGAUCGGCGCGGCAUUCAUUCGGCCGGAAUCACGUCAACCGAACGUCUGUUAAAAGCAUCCAGCGCCCCUCCGUGGACUGCUCCUGACAGUUAAUAACACGCCCCCAGGGGAAGGCGCAGUCACCAGGAAAGGCCACCGAGCCUUUACCGGAAUUUGUCUGAUCGCCACUUUGCAGACAGCGCUCAAUCGGCUCAAAGUCAACGUCCCACUAUCUAAACAUCAGGCGCCAUCUACCGAUGUUUUAUUACCUGCAGUAGGGCGCAGCGACAUCAAUCGGCGGCCGGGCUACAAAUAAGCCAACUUGAUUGACCAAAGAGACAGAUAUUUCACAGUUAUUAUUAGAAAGUCUUAAAAAGACACGUUGUUUUUCCCACACAAAGUUCCAGACAUACUUUAUUGAACGAACAUAAUGUAUUAGUUAUGGUGUAUUUUGAUGGCUCUCGCACUAGAUGUUUCGUCUUUAUCAUUAACGUAAAUCUGAUUUGACAUUUGAAUUCACAUCACUAGUAUCGUACAAAUUCAAGAAAAUGAUAUCUGAUAUCAAAAUCCACUAGCCUUGAGUCCAAAGAGAAUUGAUACCAUCGGAUGAUUUAUGAUUGCAAUCAUUUACUCGCAAGUACAAGACCGAUAAAACAUUUGGAUAGCUUUGAUGGAGUUUUAUCGGACAUUCAUUUACAUCCAGACUCAUCAGUAAAACCAAGCCACCUUUCAAUCGGAGAUAAUUAUAUUUUGUGUAUCAAAUCAAUGGUUAGGAUUUUUAUAAAUAGACACUUGAUAACGUCCUAUAAUACGAACAUAAUAUACUCGUAGGUGAUAAAGUUGCAAGGUACUUUGUUCCAUUAGUAAUAGCUUGAUGCACACAGGGUUACAACAACAAGUUUUUUCUUAAGAAUCCAAGGCGCAAUGCUACUGUUUUUUCUGUUUGAGGCGAUUCGCUUUACAAGCCACGUUUUGUGAGUUUGUUUUGAUGUUGUGAAGUUAAAAGUAAACGAAAUGUAAUGCAAAUUGUCUACAUGUAUAUGUGUACACGUGUAACAAAGUGCACUGCACAAAAAUCUUUACCCAGCAUAUCCAAGGUUGAAAACGAGUGAGUUACACAUUUCUGACCAUGUCCGCAAAAUGCCCUAGUUGAUGGCGUGUUCCAUUAUUGGUACCUACCACACAAGGGGCAUCGUUUCUUUUCACUGUCCAAUAGCUUAACUCGAGAAAAUUGCUAAGAUUUGAGACUCAUAAAACUUGUCAUGCAAACCAUGAAAUAAAUCAGUCAGGGAAAUCAAUUUGUCCUUUGUCGAUUUGCACAAGAAGUUACCGUACAUGUGCACUGUUUAUCUGCCCUUUAAUAUGAAAAGCAAAUUGUUUACCAAAGAGGCGCAUCUUCGUGCACAUAAUGUGGU
This is a messenger RNA of Lingula anatina, 3086 nucleotides long. Its product is annotated as octopamine receptor beta-2R. Gene Ontology annotation, molecular function: adrenergic receptor activity. Gene Ontology annotation, cellular component: plasma membrane. Gene Ontology annotation, biological process: adenylate cyclase-activating adrenergic receptor signaling pathway; positive regulation of MAPK cascade. The record is from RefSeq and is a predicted model, not a curated record. Lineage: Eukaryota; Metazoa; Brachiopoda; Lingulata; Lingulida; Lingulidae.